UUCGCGAUUCAGUCAGAUUUGUUCGAACUGCUUUCUCAUUGAAUCACUUGCUUUCGCAGUCACUAUACACAGAAGGUUAAGAGGAUAUUCAACGACAUCGGCUGAAAUAAAAAGUAGCAUGAAAGGACUGUUACUGCAUUUACUUUUCCAAGGUGUGCUAAUGUAUGAUGUUUUGGCAUGGGAAGUGAAAAUGCCAAAAGACAUUCACGGCCUCAAAGGUUCCUGCUUGGUUAUACCAUGUUCUUACUACUACAGAACAGACCCACCCAAAAACCCACAUAGAGUUGUGUGGUAUCAGUGGCAUUUUUUACAGUAUCCUUUAGUUUACGAUCCAUUGCAUCCAAAUGCUGUCACUAAGAAGUUCAGAGGAAAAACUGAUUUAUUUGUAAACUCAAGUUGGGAUUGCAGUCUGCUGAUCAAAAAUCUGGAUCAGGUCCAUCAUGGAGAGUCAUUAUAUGCAUGGAUUGACCCUGAAAACGUUGGCUGGCGCACCUACAGGUUUUAUGAGGUCACCUCCACAAUUGUUGUGGACGCAAGUCCACCGCAGCCUAGCAUCAAGAUCUAUGGAGGUUUAUGGAUAGGUGACACCAUCACAAUAGUGUGUUCGACUUUCCACACGUGUCCAUACAGCAAACCGAACAUCACUCUCAACAAUAUUGAGGGAUCUGAUGAAACAGACAAUGAGCAUGUUGAAGACGGCCUGUGGAAAUUCACUCUGACACGCACAUCUGUCACAAAUGCAGAAAACAUGACUAUUGAGUGUACUAUAACAUAUUAUGGUGGCAUAACAGUUACAGCUAUGGAGAGCAAAAAUGCAAAAUUUCCUGACCAUGAGGAAGCAGACGUCCCCAUUCCACCUAAGACUGAUUGGCUGUACAUCCUAAUGCCCUCACUUGUGUGCAUCCUUGCUUACAUACUUGCCUGUGUCAUCAUAUACAAGCGUAGACGCAGACAGACCCCUGGUGAUAUGCAACGAUGUGAAGAGAGGGUAGAGGCGUCGCUAGUGAGGGUAAAAGUGACACUGAAUACCGGGGAUCCAGAGCUAUUGGUGGGUCCCAAAGGUACCAUUGCAGUUUCUACCGAAAAACUUUUUCUACCAACCGCAGUUUUGAGUGGAGAGGACUGUCCUCUCACACCCCAGACUGCUAAAUAUUGCACGGAGGACUCGGAGGAUCCGGAAAGCCCAGCGACGCCACUGUCUGCAGGUGAUGGGGGAGAUCCGUUUACACAAGAAAGUGUCAUGCUAGCAGAAUGAAUUUGCAAGAUCAAGAAGAGAGAGGCACUUGGUCUCAUUCACUAAACACCCCGAAGUUCUUUUUUAAUCUAAGCUUAGGGACAUUUACAACUUUAAUUUCUACUAUAAAGCAGCAUAUGCAUGGAUUUGUGCAUGAAGUCUGCGUAUGAACGUGAUGAUUCGUCAAUAACUUUCAUACUAAAAUUUAUUCAAAAUUUUUGAAAACUGUAGGAACACCUGAAACCACACAAAUUGUGAAUUAGGUGGGAAGUUCUCCCAUGUAAAUAAAUAGAAAUGAUCCACAUGAAUUAUUCAUUAUUAGUGAAUAAGAGCCACUGUCUUGUCAUGUGCCUUUGAAUAUCAGUUCAGAUAGCAUGCACAAGAUGUUUAAUUUUUUUAAUAGCUCACAUUUUCCAACAGAUCCUAAAACAUACUUUUUUUACCCACACAAAUUCCAACGUAUUUCUUACAUAUUUCAUUUUAUUGACAAAAUACAUAAAACUUUCAAUUGCAUAUGUUCAUAUUUAAUUUGCUUGUCAUUUAAUCACUCUUAAUGGUUUAUCAACAAACUCUAAAUAAGUAUCACCAUUUAUGAAAUGUUUUACAUUUAUAUUAAAUGUCUACAUAAUA
Molecule: messenger RNA, 1864 nt
Organism: Labeo rohita (rohu)
Lineage: Eukaryota; Metazoa; Chordata; Actinopteri; Cypriniformes; Cyprinidae
Exons: 7
Coding region: 119-1255 (378 amino acids)
Source: RefSeq, a predicted model, not a curated record